AUGGCUCCCAUACUCACCACCAACCCCUCAAUAACUAUCAUUCCCGAACUUCUAACCCCAGAGAACUUCGCCCAGUUCGGUACGGCAAUCUGCUCGCCUGUUCCUCGCGAUCUCAACAUCGCCCCCAAUCCCAAAAAUCUCCCACCAUUCAACCCAAGCCCGGUGCUGGCAAACCAAAACUCUGCCCUGAAGUACAGUCCUAUCUCCCCGCUCAUCGACCGCUACGCGCAAGGUCCCAACAAAAUCGCAUCCGAAGCCCGCAUGACUAUGUUCUGUUGCUUCCCGCGUAAACUACGCACAACGGCUUCACCAGAGAAGGAACUUUUCGAUGUGCGGAUUCUCGAGCGCCACCCGUUCACGAACCAGACGUUUAUUCCCAUCGACUUGUCGAGCCAUUCGAAGGUCGGAGAUGGCGAAGAAGAGCCCAAUUUCUUGAUUGUCGUUGCGCCUACGCUGAAGGGGAGACUGCGACGGCGAAGAAUGAGACCGGGGAAACGAUUACGAUUCGCGAUCCGCCUGAUUUGA
Molecule: messenger RNA, 525 nt
Organism: Penicillium maclennaniae
Lineage: Eukaryota; Fungi; Ascomycota; Eurotiomycetes; Eurotiales; Aspergillaceae
Product: ureidoglycolate hydrolase
Exons: 1
Coding region: 1-525 (174 amino acids)
Biological process (GO): allantoin catabolic process
Molecular function (GO): ureidoglycolate lyase activity; ureidoglycolate hydrolase activity
Source: RefSeq, a predicted model, not a curated record